Molecule: messenger RNA, 510 nt
Organism: Paramecium primaurelia
Lineage: Eukaryota; Ciliophora; Oligohymenophorea; Peniculida; Parameciidae
Source: the annotation of a GenBank genome assembly
AUGUUUUUAAUUUGUUGGCUACCUUCUUGGGUUUAUGAUAGCAAUCUAUUUAUAAGAUUAAAAAAUUUAUAUAACAAUAAAUACAAAAAUUUCUAGCAGGCUUAACUGCAUUUCCAUUUAAUUUGUUCUACACUUUUAACAUUGAAAUUAUUCUUCAAAGAUUAUUAGUUUCAAAUAUUUAUUUCCUUUCACAAUUUCUCUACAGAAAUUUUAGAGGCUAUUUCAUUAUUAGAUUACUGGGCUAUUGUUAAUAAUUAGAAAAUGGAUAAACUAUUCCCAUAGAUGGAUUAAUCUACUAUAAUUCUAGACUUAGAUCCAUUAUAAAAGCUAUCUUAGUUCCAAUUCAUACUAUCCCUUAUAUUGCAUUUAUUAUUGUUACUGGCGCUAUUUCUCAAAAAUAUGUAUAGAUAUGUCUGGUUCUUCACCAAAAGAUGUAAUAAAUCUCUUUAAUCAUAUAUAGAUUACAAUAUAACUCACAGAACAAGACAUAAAAAAUUGUUGGUUACAUGA